Molecule: messenger RNA, 4155 nt
Organism: Gadus morhua (Atlantic cod)
Lineage: Eukaryota; Metazoa; Chordata; Actinopteri; Gadiformes; Gadidae
Gene: inka2
Product: inka box actin regulator 2
Exons: 2
Coding region: 400-1788 (462 amino acids)
Cellular component (GO): nucleus
Molecular function (GO): protein kinase binding; protein serine/threonine kinase inhibitor activity
Source: RefSeq, a predicted model, not a curated record
CGGACGGGCAACGUAAGCGCUCGUCUUGAAUGAGAGAGAGAGAGAAAACAGGCUCACUGCAAUAGGCUAUAUUAUAGUAAGAAGAGACCACUCAGAGAAGCGGACGGACUCAGGCCCCACUGCCUCAUCGCAUCUAAUGGUACCUCCUUGGCAUUUUCUGGAGUAAACAAUUUGGAAGAGGCGACAGCGCGUCAGUGUUCACUGCAGGAUUCGCGUCUGGACAAAAACGCGCACAUUCCAGAGCUGAAUUUGGUUUUCCAAAUUGAUUUACUCCAUCCAAAAUGAUGAUGUUUUUUUUUUCUGUAUCAUAGUUUUAAAGCUCAAAGAUAAGUAUUUUGAGCAUGUUUGAAGAGCGAUUAGAUACGCGUUUUGAUUGAUUAUUUUUUAAAACAUCUGAAAAUGGAACAACAGCUCUCCAAACCCGAACGCAAAAACAUGGACGCGUGUCUGAGACGUCUGAAGCAAGAGCUGGUGUCCAUGAAAGAAGCGGGGGAUGGCCUCCACGCUCAGAUGAACUCCAUGAUGGGCGCCCUCCAGGAACUCAAACUCCUCCAGGUCCAGACCGCGUUAGAAAGCCUCGACAUUUCAGGACGGCCCAUUAACCGAGGCCCCCCACCAGCCACGUCCGCCCCUCCCGUCGCAUCGUCAGCAGCCCGACCCCCCGUGGAUGGGAACCCCGCCGUCCCUUGUCGAAGCCCGACUCCGCCUGAGGAGGUCGGUCCUUUCCCCGGCCUGAGUCCCAUGCUGAGUCCCAGGCCGUCGCCUGACAGCCGAGUCAGCAGCACCAGCCAGGGCAACGGGACGGGGAGCCGGGCCCCCCAGCGGAGCUCCGUCUCCUCCAGCUCCAGCCUGGGACGCAGCAGCAGCAGCGAGGGCACCGAGAGCCCCCAGAGAAGCCAAAGAAGCGAGCCCGAGGCGGUUCCCAGGAGGUGGUCGGGCUACACGGCCCCUCAGGUGGACUUCUGCGGCCCCACGGUGGGCAACCCUCCGCCGGAGCCCGUCCCCCACCCGUUGGCCCCCCGGCGCUCCCAGGUGCUGGACCUACCCGGCAUCCUGUACAGCCUGUCCCGGGAGGGGCCCUCACUGGACAGCGACUACUCCCAGGACAGCAUGGACGACUCCAGCGACUGGACCUCCUCGCUCAUGAGCCAGCGGCGCAACCGGCAGCCCCUGGUGCUGGGGGACAACGUCUUCGCCGACCUGGUGGGCAACUGGCUGGACCUGCCCGAGCUGGAGAGGGGCGAGGAAGAGGCGGCGGCAGAGGAGGAGGAGGUGCUGGAGGAGAUGAGGAAGAGGAGGGGCGAGAGGAUCACGGACCGGUGGCCGGACCGGCCCGACAGCCCGGCCCACCCGCUCCGCCUCAGCAAGUCCCAGGAGAUCUCCAAGAAGUUCUCGCUGACCACCAACAUCUUCAAGAAGUUCCUGCGCAGCGUGCGGCCCGACCGGGACAAGCUGCUGAAGGAGCGGCCCGGCUGGGUGGCCCCGGAGCACCCGGAGGGAGACCUCUCCAAGAGGCCCAAGAAGGCGGCGCCCAAGAGCAACGCCAGGGGGAGCUUCUACCUGCCCUUCUGGGCCGCGGGACAGCUUCAGCAGCAGCAGCAGCAGGGCAAAGGCAGGCCUGGCCCUCAGGGGUCGGGCCUGGAGAAGGGUCAGUACCAGCCUCGACAGCAGCUCCACCAACAGCACCACCCGACCUUCUCGGGGAUUUACUUGGACCGGAAUACGGCAGAGAGCCGGUUGGAGAGGACGCAGCCCCUGUUUGACCACAACACAGCUGUGUGGGUCUGAGCGCGGUUCCAGAACUGAAGCCAUGUGGCUACCAGACUGGCAACAGCAGCUGCUGCUGCCGUCGCGAGGACUUGGCCGCAGAAGAAGCAGAGACACUGACCCACAUACAGACAUUUUUUUCCUGAACUUGAUUGAGAAAGGAUGAACUUGACACACACACACACACACACAAACAGACACACACAUUUCCAGUUGUGUCUGACAAUCCUCAAACUUAAACCUCAAUGUUGGUGGUGUGUGCAUGCAUGCAUGUGUGUGUAUGUGUGGUGUGUGUGUGUGUGUGUGUGUGUGUGUGUGUGUGUGUGUGUGUGUGUGUGUGUGUGUGUGUGUGUGUGUGUGUGUGUGUGUGUGUGUGUGUGUGUGUGUGUGUGUGUGUGUGUGUGCAUGCGUCUGUCUAAAAGAGAUAGCAAAUGAACAAAAUACAAUAAUACAGGAUGGAGAUUUUUGUUAUCAUUCAUCCUCACGCCUCUGCACGCAUGAUUUACUUUCCUACAGCUACUUCAAAAACACAACAUCUGACUCCCAUAUCAGAAUGUCUGCAGAGGCAGUCGGCAUUGCGCUUCAUCACGAUAAAGCCUUUUGACAUUUGUGCGUCCACUUCAGAAAUCGUGACAUUUCCCACAGCUACCCGAUAUCUUUUCAUCUCCUCCUUGGUUCAUCUCAUAGCAAUGGGUGCAGCUAAAAAAGCAACAAUUCCUUGAGCUGCAUGAACUUAUUUUUGUUAUUAUAAAGUGCAACUCAAUGUAUCUUUUAUCUAAAACACAGCCAAUCAAUGGAGGUGCCCCCCCCCCCUUCGGCACCGCAUGGGGGAAGAGAGGUUUAGGGACCGUGGUUUGUAAACAGGUCCCACCCAUAGCCAUUUCAUGUUCCAUUCACUAGGCUCAGGGAAUGGAUGGAAGCCAGCACAACACAGGACACUGCCAUAAGUACACACACACACACACACACACACACACACACACACACGCACACACACACACACACACACACACACACAUGGGACAACUGACACUCCCUGUUGAUCGUGCCUGGAUCAUCGCAUGUUACUGUCUUGAGUCAGAACAUGUUGUGCCCGCGCGACAGGCCGGAACCCCUCGGUCAAUCUCCAGACAUGGCACACCGUGCGUCAACGGUCAGUCCCGGCGGGGGCAGGGGUGUUUUAUAAAAAGAGAAGGGUGGGGGAGGGGGUGGGGGGGGUGUUAUGAUGGGACAGAUGAGACAGGGGCACCAGUCUUUGAAAGGGAGAGAGACACACUGACUGUACGACGGCCAUCUGCUGCACACUCAUUAUGUGGAGCUCAACACCCAGACUCUCCAAGGAGACACAUUACAGGUCUGAGGUGCCUGUUGGGCCCAACGUUUCUGGGAGGGGAAAGUAACGCACUAUGCUCAAGAUGUUGCUUAUUUGCAUACUCAUACACACACACACACACACAGUAAUGGCAGUAUACCAGGGCCCAACAGUAUUGUAAAUCUUCGCGCCCAGGCAGGUAACCAGCUUUUCGUGUUUUCUGAGAUGUACAGAACAUUGUGCACUUACGGUGUCUGCCAUUUACCCCACAGAGCAGCAAUAAGACACUCGAUCUUUUCCGAUUGCAUGAUUCCAGAGUAAACGUUGUUGUUUUUUUCUCCAUAUGACACAAAUAAAACAUCACAUGACAGUAACACAAGAGUAACGUACACAGUACAGUUCAGUACAGUAAGCCAUUUACCACACGACUUGUAUCUAAACAGUGAUUUUAUGUGUCAAUCUCUCGAUUUUGUUAUAUCAUAAUGAAUACAAUGUUUACCUUCAAUCUACUUCGGUGUAACUUCUCUUCCUUUUUAAACACAGAUAUCAGGUUCUGAAAAACGUGACGAAUAAUGACAAAUCCCUCACAAAUUCCCUCAGGGUAACCGAUGAUACUGCCUCAUUGAACAAGCCAUUAGCCUAGCAUCUAGUGGACCACAGUUUCACAAUGACAAUCUUAAUUCCCAUUAUGUGUAUUAGAAUCACUUACAUAUUAUGUCCAAAAACAACCCUUUGUACAAACAGGACUUUGGUCAUCCUGGGAGUUUCUUUUCAAUUUUCGGCCAGCCAAUCCAUAUGGUGUUGGUCACAGUAUUCAGGUCAACCAACCUCCUAAGUAACCCCAAAUUGGACGUUUGUCUAAGGAGGACACAGAGACAAGAGACUUCUUAAGGCGCGAGGCACCGUCUGAGAGGUCAAUCUAUCACAGUGUUUUGUAUGAAAAUGUAUGUAAUGAAUAAUAAUACUGAUUUCCAUUGGGGUUCUGUGAGCCCCUACAUGUUGUUGAUUCUGUGUUACGUACACGAUGUAAAACUGUCACUGACUCUUUGUAAAUUAAAUCUGUUUUCAGAAUAUCA